Molecule: messenger RNA, 662 nt
Organism: Guyanagaster necrorhizus
Lineage: Eukaryota; Fungi; Basidiomycota; Agaricomycetes; Agaricales; Physalacriaceae
Exons: 2
Coding region: 120-470 (116 amino acids)
Source: RefSeq, a predicted model, not a curated record
GUCUGGGAUCCCAAACGCUUUGUUACAAGUGUAACAAAAAAAUGGAAGUUCUCCAAAGGUGCGGAAAGUGCAAGUCAGUGCAAACAUUAUCUCGUGUCUCGAAUUAAACGCCAUACAGAAUGGCUAGAUACUGUUCUAGAGAAUGUCAAAAGCAGCACUGGCCAGAGCAUAAGCCCCACUGUAUUAAUCAUGAGAAGGAAAUGACAAAUGACUAUCAAAAAGAAGUGUUCAAGCCGUUCACCUGUUGGCUCGAUACAUGGCGCCAUGCCAUUGAAGUCUGGGCUUUCUUCGCAGCCAAUCAUAACUUCAUUCUUGCAUCUGCACUCCCACUAACUGCGACUCAUGGACUUUGGACUCCAGUGGCUUCUCGUGUAGUCAACCCAAGCGGUGCCAUGGAUUUUUUGCUCAAGUAUUUGCAUCUACCGUCUUCUCUUGAAGAGUCCCGACGAAUAGUACUGAAGGCCCUUUGAACCAGCUUCGUUCUGAGGAUAACCUCAGUACCUUCUUCAGGAAAGAAGGCUAGCUCGCGAAAGGCAUUAAAGUAUGACGACUCGCAGUUCAUGACACGUGAAGAUGUAAUCACACGCGUGUUUGCCAAGUUGCCAGACGACCAGAGUUAUCGCCAGACUCUUUUGCGUGAUCUUAACAAGCAGCCAAUUAAA